Molecule: messenger RNA, 4610 nt
Organism: Plodia interpunctella (Indianmeal moth)
Lineage: Eukaryota; Metazoa; Arthropoda; Insecta; Lepidoptera; Pyralidae
Product: armadillo repeat-containing protein 8-like
Exons: 14
Coding region: 115-2091 (658 amino acids)
Biological process (GO): proteasome-mediated ubiquitin-dependent protein catabolic process
Cellular component (GO): GID complex
Molecular function (GO): protein binding
Source: RefSeq, a predicted model, not a curated record
AAAGUAAAAGAUAAAUUGACUGACAUCUUGACAAACGUUUGACAGCGUAUUCGGCCUCGAAUGGUUUUCCCCAAGAUAUUUUUUACCGAGAUUUCUGCGUAAAAAUUGAAAACAAUGCAGCAGAUAACAGUAUUUAUGGAUAUCGAGAGCUCACGUUCUUAUAUUGACGAGUUGUACUCUUCGGAUGAGUCCAAGGUUAUAGAGGCGUUGGUGACCCUGAAGAACUCUGUGAUCGGCAGCAAUCGGCAGAAGAGCUCCGUCAUACAGCAAGGAGUUGUGCCUCGCCUUCUUCAGUUGAUGUCAGACGAGGCCCUCGAUCCCAACAUAAGACUUGAGGCUACAAUCAUAAUUGGGUCUCUAGCCAAAGGUACUCCUGAGAAUGUAUCGGCACUAGUAGAUCAAGGAGCUGCAACGGCACUAGUGGAAUUACUAAAGACAGUGCCGGUGACCGCAAAGCUGGCUGAAGCUGGGUUGUGUGCACUUCGCAGUGUGUUCUUACAUCCGCCGGCACCGGUUGCUGCACUACCAGCGGAUAUGAGGCUCCUGACGAAGUUGACACAAAUCGCCCGAGAAGGUUCACCCACAGCCCGUUGCUGUGUUGUUCGGAUAUUGUCAAUAUGGUGCGGGGGCACACUGGAGCAAGAAGCACUGUGUGCGGCUGGGGCAUGUUCAGCCAUCGCUGCGUUGUUGUCCAAUGGAAGGAAUGGCCCUCCGGUAGCUAGAGCCACUCCUGCUUUAGAACUCCUGGCUAACAUGUGCUUUGAGAACAGUAAUGUGGCUCAUGUAGCAUUAAAUACCAAACACGGCGACAACUGCAUCCCGUCGCUGCUGACGCGGCUGGUGUCGCGCGACAAGCCGCUGGCGGUGUCGCUGGGCGCCGCGCGCUGCCUCACCUUCAUACACCGCGCGCACCAGCUGCCCGCUAGAGACCCCAAAGUGGUGUUCGGAGCUUUGCCGUGUCUAGCGCGUCUGUGCACGAAGGAAAUGCCGGAAGAAAUUCGAGCUAAAGCUGCUGAAACUUUAGCAUAUUUAGCGGAGGUAGACACAUCGCUCCAAAGGCUGGCGGCGAUAUCAAACCACCUGAUGAGUUCCCUGGCCGACAUCGUGAACUGCCCCUCGGCGGCCGCCAAACAAGGCGCCUUCAAAUGUUUCGCGUCUUUAGGCGCCAAUGACGAGGACAUCAGAAAGAGGAUCAUCGAGACGCACGGACUUAUGAUGCAUAUCGUUAGCGGGAUGAACAAUCCAGAACCUUCUAUCAGAUUGGCAGCAGUCAGAUGUCUACACUCGUUGUCUAGAUCAGUUCAACAAUUACGGACCACCUUUCAGGACCACGCGGUGUGGCGGCCGCUGAUGCAGCUCCUCAACGACUCGCCGGGAACUGAACUCUUGACCGUGGGGUCGUCGACCUUGUGCAAUCUGCUUCUCGAGUUCUCGCCAGCCAAAGAGCCAAUGUUAGAUCAAGGUGCCGUGGAGAUGCUCUGCAACCUGACAAAGAGGCCUGAAGCGGCGUUAAGACUGAAUGGCAUUUGGGCGCUGAUGAAUAUGGCCUUUCAGGCGGAACAGAAAGUUAAACAGCGCAUCUUAUGCUGCCUCGGUACCGAACAAAUGUUCAGACUGCUCGGGGACAGCGACACUAGAGUUAUCAUGAAAACCCUGGGUUUGCUGAGAAACCUAUUGUCGACGAGACAACAUAUUGACGCGAUCAUGAGCGAGUACUCUUCGCAAAUUAUGCAGGCUGUGAUAGUAGUUCUGGAAGGCUCGUACCCCGCGGAGGUGAAGGAGCAGGCGCUGUGCAUUCUGGGCAACAUCGGCGACGGGGAGAAGGCGCGCGACUGCAUCAUGGCCAACGAGGACGUGCUCAGGAAGCUCGUCGACUAUCUGGCCCACCCGGAAAGCAAGCUACAAGAAGCGGCGUUGUUCGUAGCCAGUAACCUCGUGCGCGGGAGCGAGACGGGCGCGCGCGCGCGCCAGGCGCGGCUGGCGGAGCUCGGCGUGCUGCGCGCGCUCGCCGUGCUGCGCGCGCGUCCGCUCGCGCAGCAUCUGCACGACAAGGUAAAGACUGCUCUGGCUCAGUUCAAUGAGUUGACAUAAUACAGCCGCGGCCGACGGCGCAAGCGCGCGAAACGAUAGUGACUCUAUACCAAUGUGAUGAUACAGUGAGUCGUAACGAUAAGUAAUGUACAUAGCUAGGUCUCAACGUUGUUAUCUGAGGAUUCAAAUAAUUUAUUUUAAUUUAUCAUGUUUUUUUUUUCAUUUAGUUCUUUUUUUGUAAUUGCGAAAGUAGGGUGAAUGUUUUGAACGCGAAUGUUGUCCAUGAAAUGAGCGUUUUUGUGUAUGGUGCAUCGCUCUAAUAAGGUCCAGUUUUAUAGGUUCAUAUACCACGUCUAUCUUACGUGUGCAUCUUUGAUUGGUGGUUAUAAAUUUGUAGACAUUCCGUCGAUAGGUCCAAAUAGCUUUUUAACAAAGUUUGCAGCAUAUAACACAAUUUAAUGACAAAAAUGACGUGUUGCGUGUGGAUCCGCCCUAGAAUAUGUCUACUCUACAUUCUGCCGUGGAUGUCGUUUGAAGCUACUAAAGGCUUUGGCAGUUGGUAGACAACAAUAGCAUUCCCAAGGAGGGUUGACGUCAGAGAGAGACAAGUGAUGUAUAUAAUAAGUUGAAAAAGAUGUCUGAAACAGACUUCCUGUAUGACCUGGGCCUUAUUACGUGUUUAUAAUUAUUCGCGUCUAUUACAUUGUGAUCUGAUCAUGCGCUUCUCAGUUUGGACUAAUUCCCACGACGGAGGUGCUAACCCCUCGCUAAAUAAUAUUUUUCAGUCUAGAAAAUGUAGUUAAACUACACUAGCGUAAUUUAUUAAUGUUGUUGGCUAAUGGAUAAAGAAACGUUAUUAUGCCAUUGUCACUCGAAUCAUGUUGGAAAGAGAGGGGGAAUCAUUUUUCCCGCGCUAAAGGGUAUUUUGGAGCGCGGAAUUAUUAUUAUAUACAAUCGUGUCUUUAUCUAUUUAUAUUAAUGAUAUGAAAUACGCUGGACAACAUCUAUUGCCAAUAUUAUUAUUAUCUUCCAUAAAUGUAUAUUUUAUGUCUAUGUAAUUUCAUUUAUUAAAAUUUUGGAUGAUCGAGGACUUGAAAGGCUCAAAAAUUAGUGGAAUGAAGGCAUGUGUCCACUUAGCAAGAAGACGAAACAUAUUAAGGUGUCUCGCUCUUUUCUAUUGACUCAAGUGAAUCUCACUCAAGUUCAUUGAAUUAUUCUCACGCAAUUGAAGUUUAUUUCAUGUAUUUUCUGUAUUAUUUUUUCAAAUAAAAUUGUGAAUUUAUAAUCGAAUAAUUCGAAUAGUCAAUGCAUUUGAUUUAACUUUUUCGAUUAAGUUUUUCAAUGAAAUCAGAAACUGUUAAAUCUUUUUAAGCCUAUACAGAAAAUGUAUGAAAUGGAAAAUAGCUUGAGAAAUCCACUGAUAUGAUGAUCGUCAAUUUUUGUCAUAUAUGCGUCUUUGUUGUUGAGUAGUUUUUGGAAUAUUUUGGUACGGGGAUAAAAUUUAAAUUAUCCAACUAAUUUCUAAAUAAAAAUUGUAACAAGGCGAGGAAAACGUUGAGAAAGGAAUUCAGCUUACAAACAUUGUAUUUCACAUCUCACUAUAAAGUCGAUACGAAGUGAGACGCAGCGAACCAAUCAAAACAAUACAGUGUGCUUGUCGUUGCGUCACAAUGGCACACUGUGAUUGGUUAGCUGUGUCCUGCAUCUCACUGCGAAUCGACUCAAUGGUAAGAUGUAAAAAAAAAAGUCGUUAUACGCACGCAAUAAAUAAUAAAUACGCACGCUGAUGGAAAAAUAAUAAUAUCUACGGCGAGUACAUAGACUAAAACUAAAUUCGAUAUUAUGUAUAAUGAUUUACUGAGGCUUAUUUCUCAAUGGGCCUAUUGUUAUUUAAUUACUUUGUGAUUAUGAUAUUGAAGUACGUAGCGAACAUUAUUUUUAUAUACAUUUUGAUUUUCCUUUAAUAAAUCACCGUUCAUUGUGUAAUGUUUAUAACAUUUAAAUACUCAUAAAUAAGGAUUUUUUUGUUUAAAGUAAUAUUGACAUGUGUACUUACGUAAAUUGAAAUAUACCUAUAUUUGACGAUGUGGUUUAUUUUUUGUUGCAAAUUAAUUAAUGCAUUUUUGAUUGAUGUCUCCAAAUGAGUGUUCAAAGGUUGCUGCAGACAGUUGGUGUUUUUCGCCGGGGAAACGUAUAUAUAGAAUACAAUUAAUAGUAAUCUUCAUAAUGAAUUAAACCAGGUUAGAUUCGUCUGCAUUUGCCUUAUUAGUGUAUGUUCUGACUUGAAAAUAUUUAGUAAUUAUCAAUACAAAAGCCUUUAUUUAUUUGCAAGUAUUUUUGUGAUUAUUUGAUUUUAUUUCUUCAUCACUAUAAAUGAGUAUUCUUGCUCUAAAAUGUGCUAGGAAAGGAGACAGGAAUAACUUUCUAGUCACAAAAAUACGAAUAUCAUGGUUACUGAGAUAUUUUCUGUGAUUUUUCUGUAUUGCUUCUGUAUGUAUAUUCGGACAUGUCUCUCGAUAUUAUGCAUUACUGAAAGAGUUGUCAACAUUUUUCAUGUUAAUACAAACGAAUGUGCAAGA